GUGUGUGUGUGUGUGUGUGUGUGUGUGUGUGUGUGUUUGCAGGAUGUGUGGAAACAAGGGGGCAUAAGCAGGUGCCACGUGGCGUUUGAUGGGCUGAGCCAAAACAAAGAGUGUGUGUGUGUGUGUGUGUUCUCAGCUGUUGAGGGGGAUGCAGGUGUGUGUGUGUGCAAGCAGUAUUUCAUCUACAGUCACUCAUGCUCACCCCCUGAACCUCCCCUCUAAUCCAGCCAGAUCUGAGGGCAGUCAUGUGAGUGGGGGGUAUACACACACGCGACUCGCAUGACACAUUUCUCUCGCAUACACUCACGGUAGGGAGGCACGCAUGGCCUCUUGUCAGCUGUCCCGCACGGUCACAUUCUCUUACAGUCAGCUUUACUCACACACAUCCUCCUCCGCUUUGAUAUGUUGGGAAAGCUGACUCUAUAUCCAGAAACGGACGCACAAGGAAAGUUGGGUCAUCCUCGUACCUUAAGUAUCAAAUCAUCCCUCUCAUUGUUAGGAAUGUUGAGCAUUGCAAAAAUCCCGAAUUGCACAUAUCCUGACAUAAACCCCCAAACAUUUUUGGGGGUUUAUGUCUUCAAGUGUCUGUCAUGGAUGUAAGAUUACAAGUUUUCUUUGAGCCUUUUCUUAAUGCACUCGUUUGUCUUGGCUAAAGCGUCAGAUAUUUUCAGCGGCUUUAGUUGCAGCAGGACUGUGAACACCGCAGCUUGAUAGUGAGGAAGGCCUACCAAUCGGAGCUAUUGUCUAAAUAUGGCUUCUGAGUUGCUCGUGUUUCUCUGGCCCGGCCGUCCGUCUCCACACCUCCAUGGAGAACAUACCACCCCUGUGCGAUGGGACAUUUGACUCUGCUGCACGAAAAUGUGCGUGCCAUGCUCUGACGUUGACUUCAGAGAGGCAUGAGCCGGUGAUGUUAUAACAGAUUUCUGUGACUAGUUUGCCUCUGCCAGGAAGCUGUCUCUUUGACAGUGUGGCCAUUAGGCGUUGCGUCGAGGUCAGUGACUCAGUCAGAGGUGAGACACUUCCCUCCUCUGUACCUGCAAGUAGUUGAACGUCACCGACUGCAACGAUUGAGAAAUUACCUGGAUUUUACCAUAGUCACUACACAGUGAGCACAAGACUGAACAGGACCUCACUUUGUUUACACAAAGAACAACACACCACUUGUUCCAGACUGAAUAUAUCGCAACAAAUAUUGGAUGGAUUGUCAUGACAUUUUUUGUACGCCACUGUGCCAAAGUACAGUCUGUCUACAGCCAACAGACGAGAGUGAAUAUGAGUAAAGCUGCUGGACCCGGUAACAUCCCUGGUUGUGUACUGAGAACAGAAUUAAUGUCAUCACCAUCGUACCAUCUAUUUUAUAUUGCACAAGAUUUCAUUUGAACACAUCAUGACAACGUAGUAAUUUAGCUUUGCCCAAUACUCAUUUCUUUGUAACAAAGCCUAAACGCAUCAUAAUGUAACGGAGUUUAACCUCCACAUGCACACCCCUGUCUAUUGAGCUGAGGUGGAGCAAGUGGAACAGUUUAAUCUCAGCAAUUACUUUAGUAGGUACAACAUUAUCCUAACUGUUAGAAUUGAGCCAUAACAAUUAGAAUUAUUACUUAAGUUGUAGUGAACAGGAAUUAUCCUUGUUGUGCUUACUGGAUGAGAGCUUUUCGCGUUCACCACAGUCAACAACCAUUCUCGGAGCCUCUCUGACUCUUGCCUCUCGGUCUCUUUUCUAUUUUAAACCUCUUUCUGGGGGCUCUGCCUGGGUAGAGUGACCCUGGGUGCACGACAGGAAGGGAGGAGUCUGUGCUGCUGGUGGCAGAGGAAGAGAAUGGAGGGAGAGAGGGGAAAAAGAGGAGAAGACCCUGGCUUGCGGAGCUCAUAGCGAAGGACCGUCAGAUGGCUUUGACAGAGCACAGGCACCAAUUAGGAUGCAAGAUUAGGGGGGCUUUGUACUUUUUUUCCUUACUUCCUGCCUUGGCUUUAUAUCUUUCUUGUGACUCCUCACCCUCCCAUAACCUUAUCCCUCCCUCCCCCCUUCUGUCCUCCUCCAGCCCUGCGACCUGCUCCUUAAACUCUGAGAUUAUACCUGGCUAGACAUUGAGAGGAGUGGAUUAAUAAAGCAGCUCGUGGCUUGACUGGGGGGCACGUUGCAGUGUGAUUUAGCAGGACAACGAGGUGGCUACUUGGAUGUUUAUUUGGGUCCUGGGUGCCUUCUGGCAUGGAUAUGGAGGCGAAUUGCAGGAGUGGGGGAGACUCCUGCUCUAAUCUGCAGAAUAUGACGGUUUGCCACCACCCAGACUGCCAAGACUUGAAUAACAAAAGCCCCCUUCACCUGUGUGAGUCAUGUGACUCACGCAGCCAUUCGGAGAACUCGGACAACAUGCACUUUGACCGGCACCCCCGAUUUGACUUGCAGCCUCAAGCCUCCAUCCUGGCUCGAAACGUGUCCACGCGCUCCUGUCCCCCGCGCACCAGCCCCCCCUCAGACCUGGAGGAAGAGGAUGAGGGGAGCAGUGACCGAGGGGAUCGUAAAACAGGGGGGAUGAAGUUGGUGAAAAAGAAGACACGGAGACGACACACUGACGACCCCAGUAAGGAGUGCUUCAGCCUUAAGUUUGAUCUCAACGUGGACAUAAACACAGAAAUCGUACCUGCAAUGAAAAAGAAAACUCUGAGAGAGGUUCUAGGUCCAGUGUUUGAGAGGAAUGGCAUCGAGCUGUCCCGGGUCGACUUGUUCCUGGAUCAGUCCAACACACCGCUGUCCCUCAACUUUGAGGCCUACCGUUUUGGAGGACACUACCUCAAAGUCAAAGCACGGCUAGGUGAUGAGCUAAAGGUGGAGCAGGGUGUGAAGGACUUGCGGUCGCUUAGUCUGCCCAACAUGAAGCCGUCCGGAGGUCAGAGCCCCUACAUCCUCACGCCAGGCAGCGAGAGGGCGGAGCAUGGAUCUCUGGGACGCAAAGAAACCGUGGAUCUGUUGGGUCAGGCUCGACAAAGGAAGAACAUGACUGAGUUCCUGGGAGAAACGAAUAUUCCUACCCCGGAUGCUGUGGGACAGACUGGUGGCUCUCUGUCCGGCAUCGGGGCCGGUCCCGACAGCUGGAAGAACCGCGCUGCCAGUCGCUUCAGUGGCUUCUUCAGCUCCAAUGCUGGAAUGGGGCCCUUCGGCAAGGAGGCGGAUCGUCUGGAGCAGCUCCAGAGUAAGCUCCACUCCUACAUGUUGUUCGGGCUGCCCAAGGUGCCCCGGCAGCUCUCCUUCCACCAGGACUCCUGGGAGGAGGAGACCAACCUGUCCCUGGAGGACAGCUGGCAGAUGUUACUGGACAACUCCGAGGCAUUGACAAGGCGACAGUUCCACCAGCAGGAGGCGAUAUGGGAGCUGCUUCACACAGAGGCAACCUACAUAAAAAAACUACGAGUCAUCACUGAUCUCUUCCUGAGCGGGCUGCUGAACCUGCAGGAGAGCGGUCUGCUGACGGAGGUGGACCCCGCCAAGCUGUUCAGUAACAUCCAGGAGCUUGUCUGCCUCCACACGUCCCUGUGGAAUCAGGUCAUGCUGCCAGUCCUGACGAAGGCCAGGCAGGCCCGGGCUCUGCUAGACCCCACUGACCUUCACCACGGCUUCAGGACGUUUGGCUCCAGGUUCCAGCCCUACAUCCGUUACUGCAUGGAGGAGGAGGGCUGCAUGGAGAACAUGCGCACGCUUCUCAGGGACAAUGAGCUCUUCAGGACCUACGUCACGUGGGCAGAGACCCAUAAGCAGUGCAACCGUCUGAAGCUGACUGACAUGUUGGCGAAGCCUCACCAGAGACUGACCAAAUAUCCACUCCUACUGAAGAGAGUCCUCAAGAAGACGGACGAGCCGUCGGCCCGGGACAUCGUUAACAGCAUGGUGGCUGCUGUAGAGGGCUUCAUCAACAGUGUGGAGUCCCAGAUGCGACAGCGUCAGGAACAACAGAAGCUGGCCACCAUUUCUGCCCGUAUAGACUCCUACGACGCUGUAGAGGGCAGCAGUGAAGAGGUGGAGAAGAUCCUGAAGGAGUACAACCGCUUCGACCUCAUGGCUCCCAUGAGAGGGAUUUCACCGGAGGAGACUCGACAGCUGCAUCUUGAGGGAGCUCUGAGGAUGAAAGAGGGCAAAGACAGUCGGAUGGAAGUCUAUUGUGUCCUGUUCACCGACCUGCUGCUGAUUACCAAGCCAGGGAAAAGAGUGGAGAAAAUCAAAAUCAUCCGCCAGCCUCUCCUCAUUCACAAUGUCGUCUGUAAGGAACUCAAAGACCCUGGCUCAUUCAUCCUCAUCUACCUCAAUGAGUUCAAGAGUGCAGUGGCAGCCUACACUUUCCAAGCCAACAGCGCCGCCCAGGGGCGAAGCUGGAUCGAUGCAAUCUGCAAUGUCCAGAACCAGCUCCAGAGGCUUCGCACUGAGGAGGUCCUCCGGCAGCAGAACAGUAUGAAGAGAUGUACACCGGGUGAGGAAGAAGAUGAGGAGGAAGAUGAGAGCAGCAACUCAAGUUCACCAUGCCUCAGGCACAAAGACCAGCAGAACUCAAGUCAAUCAGAUGGUUCCACUGAGACCCUGUCGGUGAUGGACAUUGAUGAACCAGGCGAACACCAAGAGCUUCCUUCCCCAAACAUGAACCUCCAGGGAACUAGUAAAAAAGACUCUGAAGUGGCUCUCCUGUCUGAGGUCCUGCAGUCACAGUCCAAGAGCCCCCACAGAGUUCACUCCAGUGUUUAUUCUGAGCACGAUCAGGAGACGGGGCCUGGCGGCGAAGAGCUGGACCCUCUGUGUCGUUCUCUGUCCAUGGACAGCGCCUAUGGCACCCUCUCCCCUGAAUCCCUCAUGAGAGAACUUCCGCCCCAGCCCGGCCAAAGUGAAGGAGAGGAGGAAGAGGGAUACCGGGAGGUCGAGGAGGCGGAGCAGGAAUUGACAGUAUUCAAGGAGGUAGAAGAAGAGCAGCUGCAGGAGGAGGAGGAAGAAGAGGAAGAGGAGGAUUCUGCCUCACUGGGGUCCCAGCUGUCAGUAGUCCAGUCCUGUAAACCUCGCCGGCGGCUUCAUGUUCAGUCACGACUCCACUGCCUCCAGAAGCUUUCCACUCUGGCCUUAUCCCGCUCUGAGGACAAUCUGCUGCAGCACCUCUAUGGUAAAACCCCCGUAUCCCACACACACUCACACAGCUCCAAGGCGCAGGACCAAUCACAACGUAGGGACAUGGACACUUCAACGCUGGCACACAGUAAAAGCCUGACGGAGUUAGGCCAAACCUGCUUGGGGCUGUUUUUCAGUGGCCUUGACCAGUCUGACGACUGCUUGGGCACGAGCACGCCCUCUGACAAACUCUGUGCCACCCUGAGGAGGGUGGAGGCCAAGCGCGGCCGCUCGGCGCCCAACGGACAGCGCGAGGGUGAUGAGUCCCAAAGCAACGGCUCAGACGGGGAAACGGCUCCGUCUGCCUGCGUAGAAAGUAAAAAGGAGUCGACAGCCACCGGUGAGUCGGGGGAGAUGUCACCGAAAAAGAAAAAAUCUCCGCCCCAGCAGCACAAGAAGCUGACUCUAGCUCAGCUGUAUAGGAUACGCACCACUCUGGUCCUCAACUCUACACUCACUGCAUCGGAAGUAUAACCACUUUCCCCACACAGCUGACCUCUGGCACGUGGGCAUAAUGAGGAACAAGACUUGUUUUGCUUCGAUGGACUGAAUUUCUUGCGACACAAAUGCACUCUCUCUUUUGCUGCCCUCUCCCUUCUGGUUGUUUUUUGGACACUUUGAUAGGACCAUUUUUUUCAUGAGAACAGUUUUUCUUUGCUGUUGCAUUGAUUUUCCAAACUUCUUGAGUGGAAGGGGAGAGGCCGAGAGACAUUAACUGCUUUGCACUUUGCAACGGAAGUAGCAUUAUAGGGGCUGGGGACGUUAAAGUGGACUUGGGGGGGGGAGUGUGCACCAGAGUAGAGUUGGAGCUGAAUCCCGCAUCCUCGCAGUCUCCGUUGCCAGAAUCAAAGAGAAGAAACACUAAGUCUUGAAAAUGCUCUCUAUACGUGGCUAAAAACAAACAGCACCUAGGACGUCCUCCUAAUAUUUAUACUACUCCUGGUUUGCUUUAACAAAAGAAAAAAAAAUUCAAAUUGCACAGUUAUAUAUAUAUGUUAAGUAGAAGAAUCACUAAAGAGUGAAUUUACAAUUACAGUCACACAAUGAAUUAGAAUUUAUUGUUUGCUGUCCGUGUUUGUUCGUGUACAGAUGUAUGUAUGUGUGCGAGAAUGUUUGAAUGAUUAUCUUGUGUUUGAACGAUAACAUGGUCCUCGAUUCCUGACUGAACAAUAACUGAUUCCUCAUCUCCUCUGUGAAUAUGCUAACACACCCAAAGAUGGAAGUAGCCAGUAGAUUCCCACCAACCAAAAAGGUCCAAUACAGCCAAUCAUGUUUCAACAGAUCUCUCAGAUGGAAUUCUUUUUUUUUUUUUUUUUUACUGUUAAUCUCUGUUAAACUAAUGUCAUUUGGUAUGUUGAACUAAUGAGAGUUGAGUUCCCGAAAAAAACACUUUGACUGAAUAAGCACAAGCAAGAAUGUGGUCGUAGGAAAAACACAAAAAGAUAUCUACACUUGACUAAUGCCUGUGCACACUAAUAAGUACACAUGUUUGGGUUGGAUAUUCUGUCAUGAGUGAAUUGGAUGAACACAGCUUUUCCCGGGAGAUUUACUCAUCAUUCACACUUUUCAGAUCAGUGAUUUAUAACCUUUUUCCAAACGUUGCCCAAAUCAAAUAGGUUAACUCUGUUUACUUUUAGGUUUUUUUUUUGUUAUUAAUGUGUAAUAUUUAUUUUGCUUGCUAUGUUUUAUAUAUAAGAUAUUGUUUAUAUUGUUUGCUUAAAUGAUUUGUACAUUUGUUUUGUUGAUGUAGUCUUAAUAUUUUUUUCUUGCCAGGCACGAUUGUGCUAUGAACCAAAAUUGUGUUUUCCUCUUUCAGGAAUAAUGUUCGUGUCUUACAGAGUAAAAAAAAUGCUAAAAUACUUUAUCCCUCGUUUAAUGGUUUAAUCCAUUGUAAUGGAGUGAUUUGAGGGGGAAAGCUGAAUCUGAAAUGGCAUUAAGCAUUAAAACUACAUGAACUGGU
Molecule: messenger RNA, 7100 nt
Organism: Anarrhichthys ocellatus (wolf-eel)
Lineage: Eukaryota; Metazoa; Chordata; Actinopteri; Perciformes; Anarhichadidae
Gene: plekhg5b
Product: pleckstrin homology domain containing, family G (with RhoGef domain) member 5b
Exons: 20
Coding region: 2210-5614 (1134 amino acids)
Biological process (GO): Rho protein signal transduction; endothelial cell migration
Cellular component (GO): plasma membrane; axon; endocytic vesicle
Molecular function (GO): guanyl-nucleotide exchange factor activity
Source: RefSeq, a predicted model, not a curated record